Puccinia graminis f. sp. tritici CRL 75-36-700-3 is the source of this 270-nucleotide messenger RNA. RefSeq lists its product as uncharacterized. The coding region runs from base 1 to 270 and encodes 89 amino acids. The record is from RefSeq and is a predicted model, not a curated record. Lineage: Eukaryota; Fungi; Basidiomycota; Pucciniomycetes; Pucciniales; Pucciniaceae. The transcript has 2 exons.
AUGUCAUCUUCUUCUAUGGUCCUGAGCGAUGGUGUGCGUAUUCAGCAUCCCAAGAACCCGCCGUCAUCUGAGCAAGUCGGAACUCUAUUGGACUUCCAGCACGCAAAGUUUGAUGAAUCCUGUUUGGAGGGCUCGCCCAAAAGGAUCUCGGAGGACUGGCCUCAAUGGAUCUUGACGGACUCAAAUGUGGGAAGCUUGGAGGGCUCGCAUCAGGAAACGGGCGAGGAGACCUAUAAGCGCGUAUACCCAACACUUCUAAGAAACGUAUGA